UGACACCAGGGCUGGCUGCUCCAGGGGAAAAUUCUUGGACAGCUGGACCGGAAGGAAAGUGAAGUCCAGGUCGGUGCUGCCGGAGGGCAGAGGUGAGCUGGACGGAGGCGCUGCGCUGGCCCGGGGCCUGGAGGCAGGGGUGUCAGGAAGACUACGGACAUCUCUUCCAGCGUUUAGAUCUGUUGGCAUUUGACCCCUUUCUGUAAUGAGGUCUGUGACAAUGAACAGAAGUCACCUGCCUUUGGGUACUGGCCUCUGCAAACAUUGCUGAACUCACUGGCUGGAAUCUGAAGAGUGAUAAUUGUGAAAUUAUCACAACAGCAUCUGAGAGAAUCCUGCCAGGUAUUGGGAGAGAUGGGGAAUGGCAAAAGCCGACCGGGGCAGACUGUGUCUUCACAGUUCCUUCCUGCGGAGCAGGCCGAGAUGGAUAGAUUGUUUGAUGCUCUGUCAUCGGAGAAAAGCAGCCCAAAUACCUCACCCAGAUCCUUCUCUCUGAAGGCACUGAAGAGCCGCAUCGCGGAAGCUCUUCCCCCGGAGAUGGUCACCAGACUGUAUGACGGCAUGCGGAGGGUUGACCUGACAGGGAAGGCUAAGGGGCCCAGCGAGAGCGUCUUCCAGGACCAGUUCACAGUUUCGAUGUCCCACCUGCUGAAAGGGAACUCUGAGGAGAAGAGUCUCGUGAUCCUGAAAAUGAUUUCUAACACAGAAGGUCCUGUGAAAGCAAAAGACGUCCAAAAGUUUACAGAGGAUCUGGUUGGCUCUGUAGUGCACGUGCUAAACCACAGACAGGAACUGAGAGGCUGGACUCAGAAGAAAGCCCCAGGCUCCCCGCCCAGCGUGCAGGUGCUGGCAGCUCAGCUGUUCUCCGAGAUGAAGCUUGCAGACGGUAAGAAGCUUCUGGGGCCUCAGUGGCUGGACUGUGACUGUGACCGAGCUAUGAUCGAGCACUGGGUGUUCAGGGCCCACCUCGUGGCCACAUUCCUGAGUGUGAUCAUCCACAGAGGCUUUCUCCUGCGCUUGUCCCUCAAUCUGGCCACGCUGGUCCCCGAGCGUCAAGUUGACCCAGGACAGGAGUUUGAGAGCAUCCUGGAUGUCCUGUCGGUCAUCUAUCUCAACUCCCACCUGCCCAGGGAGCAGCAGCACCGCUGGCAUCUGCUCUUCUCGUCCGAGCUCCACGGGCACAGCUUCGCCCAGCUCUGUGGGCGCAUCCCACGCCGGGGGCCCUGUGUGUUACUUCUCGAGGACGAUGACGGCCAUGUGUUCGGUGGGUUUGCCUCCUGCUCCUGGGAGAUCAAGCCUCAGUUUCAAGGGGACAACAAAUGCUUCCUGUUCUCCAUCUCCCCCAGCAUGGCCGUGCACACCUGUACAGGCUACAACAACCACUACAUGUACCUGAAUCACGGGCAGCAGACCAUCCCAAAUGGACUGGGCAUGGGAGGGCAGCACAAUUACUUCGGGCUGUGGCUCGACGUUGACUUCGGGAAAGGACACAGCAAGGCCAAGCCCACGUGCACCACAUACAACAGCCCUCAGCUGUCGGCCAAGGAGGACUUCCGGUUUGAGAAGAUGGAGGUGUGGGCAGUUGGAGACACCUCGGGGCAGGAGCUGGCCAACAGCGGCAAGAGCAUUCUCGAUGUGGACCCCGAAGCCCAGAUCCUGCUGGAGAUGAGUGGGCGGGGCCGCCACAGCCAAGGGCUCCGGGAAGUGCCUGACGAGUGAGGACCCUGAGCUCGGGUUGUCUUGGAGCUGGAGCGUGGCCCCCCGCCUUGGACAGCGCGCACAGCCUGAAGACCCUCUCCCCAUCCCAUGCGUGCUUAACUUUAACAGAGACCCACCCUGGUCAAGUCCAGAUUGCCCGGACAUCCUUAAUCAGAACAGAGUAAAAUUUCUCUGAUGCCAUAUAUCAAUUGGUGGGUAUUUCUCCCAGAAAUCUUGAGUGUCAAAUUAGCAACUUAAUUCUUAUACUUUGUUCUCUUCAUAUUGCUGAAAUGCAAUGACACUGAGACCUUUGAGACCUCGGUUGGAAGCAGCAUUUGAUGGGCUUUUGAGUUCUUGGGUACAGUGGGUUCCACCCAGUGGAGGUCACGUGGCCUCUGCUCAGGCCAUCCCAGUUAAAGCGUGCCUUCAUGUUCCAUUUCGACUGGUAUAAAGACCAGAGGUUUUUGGAUGUGAAUGUCAACACUUUGACAAUAGUUUCCUAUGACAUGGGAUUUCUGUAUUUAUAAAUAAGCACAGUGUAUUCAUGAGGGGUAAUAGCUGAAGAUUUUGGAGAUAACGGUGGGAUGGAUCCUCAAUAAGUGUUUAUAAUAAGGUUCCACCUACGCCUUCCUCAGCUGGUUUUAAAUGAAUUUGUGCCAUGAGCAAGGGAGAAAAGGAGGAGAUCAACAGAGAAGCAAAGUUUUGGUUCUGUUACUAAUUUAAAUGUGGGGGACCUUUGGGGCUCCUCAUAUGGUCUGCUGCCUAAAUUAGCCAUGAGUAACUUGGCAGCCCUGGCCUGGGUUCUGGGCCUCCUGGCACCACACCUGUCAGCAUCACCUCCCUGCCCAGUGCUGCUCCUGAGGGGGAGGGUGGGUAAUUUGGCAGCUUGGAUCAACUGCAGUGAUCCCCAAAUGCUAAUGAUGACUUAGGUGGGCUGGGCUUCCAGGCUGAGCUACCAUUUCCCAGGCUUGAAGCAACUCUAAACGCACUGUGAGAAUUCCCUCCUGAAAGGAGCUGUGGGCGCCCCUCAGACAUACAUAUACCUCGUCCUCUUUUCUCUUGCUGUAAACUUUGACCUUUUGUUAUAGAGUUUGCCCUGAUUAUAAGCCAUAGCAAACUGAGCUGUUUGCAUUUUGCAGGUUCUGCAUUUUCUCCCAGGAGGCUCAUCAAGCUUGGCACUUAGCAGUGCCCUUGACUGAGCAGAAGGCUUUGCAAAUUAGCCUUCAAAAGAAAAGCCCACGCUGGGCUGGUGCCCGGAGGGGCAGCGGCGUGACACACACAGACUCAGCCAUGAUUGACUUGCCUUAUAAAAAGCCAUUUUUAAAUAGCUUCUCGGGUACAUUGUGUGACUUCCUAACUGAUGGGGUAGCAGUUCCAGGAUAUUGGAAUUCUCAGAUAUUUUUUACCAUACAUCUGAAGAAUUAGGCCUUGAAUCUUCAGUUUGUUGUGGGAUUUUUUUUUGUUUUUAUAAAAUGCGAUUAAAUACCUCACUAAUAAAAGGUUCAUUGGUAUUUGUUCCUUGAGUACUGUUUACUGCUGCUUCUGUUUGUGGAGGUCAGGGAGACUUGUAUUUUGUCUGCCUGCAGGCUUUCUGCCUUAUGCUUGUUCUAACGAGAGUGCAGGUCACAAAUGGGGAUCUGUUUCUCAAGACCGCACACUUAUACCAGGAAAGCGGGGGUGCUCAGACCAGAUGCUUGGUAACCUGGGGAAUGCUGCCCUUGUGGUGGGUAUGUGGUUCUAAGCACACAAACCUGUUUAAGGGUGUCAGCCGUGGCUGGGGCCACUGGCCUGAUGCACCCUGCUCUACGUGGGGCUGGGAAACCUGCGAUGCUAGUUUUAACAAAUGAAGAGUUCUUUUUCAAUUCAGCUUGUAAGGACCAGCGGUCUCUCUUGUCAGUGAACUCCGAUCAGCACUAAAAAUGGUGAUAGCAAGAGGUGAAAAAAUGCAGUCCGUGGUACAAAUGUGACUAUUAUUUUUUUCCCACCGAAUUUUUAAAAAUUAAAACAAUUACCAUAUGUGUACAUGGUAAAAUGGUCAAAAUACAAAAGUUCAAAAUACAAAAGGAGAGAACUUGACAGGGACGUCUUCCUCCUGCCCCUUUUCCAGCAUUUGCUUUCCAAGAGGCAAAACCACUCGUGAUAAAGCCCCUUAGGCCUCCUUCCAGAGGUAACAUCUUGUAUCCCCAGCAUAACUGCGUUUUCUACACUGGUGUGUCCCUUACUGUUUUGGGGGUGGAGAUGGCUCCGUAUUUACCCAUCUCUCUCCCUCUUUGUUUUCAUUGUCUGUAUAAUGUCCCUUGUUAUGAAUGCGCCAUGAUUUCUAGCAUGUGGAACGUUUGUUUGUAGCUAACCAUGGCCGCAGUGAAUACCCUUUAUUUGUGUCUUGGUGUGAUUUUUAUCUGGAGGAUAAACUCUUAGAAGUGGAAUCGUUGGAUCAAAUGGUAUAUAAUUAUUUUUUUUAUUUAGAUAUUGACAAAUUAACAAACAUUUUUCGAGCUCAUGUUAUGCUUCUAACAUACUGGAGUGCUUGUUUGCUAUGUUUUGUUUUCACCAAUGCUGUAUUAAAAUUUAGUUUUUGUUUGCCCGAUACACGAAAACUGUUAACUUUUAUGAGUGACCAUGAACAGCUGCAUUUUUCAAAAGCCAUCUGUGUUAUAGCCUUUCUCUGGUUUCCUAGGGUGUGAGUCUUAUUGAUUUGUAAGAGUGCUGUUUUGAAUGAGGCAAAGUAGCAUUUGCCGUGUAUGGUAAGUAUUUUUUCCAGCUUGUUUGACACUUUAUUUUUAUGUACAUGAAUUUUGCAUUCUGUGUCAUCGUAUCUGCCAACACUGUCUCUUAAGGCUUCUGGGAUAAUGUGGUUUGCCUAGGAAGUUUUUCUCUGAGAUAAAAAAAAAUUAAUGUUUUA
Molecule: messenger RNA, 4600 nt
Organism: Hipposideros armiger (great roundleaf bat)
Lineage: Eukaryota; Metazoa; Chordata; Mammalia; Chiroptera; Hipposideridae
Gene: MEAK7
Product: MTOR associated protein MEAK7
Exons: 10
Coding region: 355-1719 (454 amino acids)
Biological process (GO): TOR signaling; response to oxidative stress
Cellular component (GO): nucleus
Source: RefSeq, a predicted model, not a curated record